AAGUGCGCCUUUGAAUUGCGGUUUGCUCGAGUUUGUUGGAAAGUUGUUUGAAUGUGGUACAAUAGCAGAAAGCAGCUUCAAAGAUUUUUCGGAUACUCCUAGGUUGUGAUUGUGCCGUUACAUGUAGCUGUCAUCGCAUGGUUGACGAAGAAUUGUUGCCGUUUUGAAAUGGGGGUCAUUUACAACAAAAUACGCUGUAAUUUCAAUAUGGCUGUACGUGAAUACGUCGCACUGGAGUAGCGGGCAUGAUCUCUAUAUAGCAUAACAAGGCUGACUUGCCAGUAAUAUGUUUUCAUCUAAAACUAUGAAGUGUAACUAAAUACAUUGUGCAGCGAAGUUGUUGUGAAAUUAAAUUUGAGAAAUCAAUAAAUGAAGCUCGUUCUAGCAGCAGCAGCUGCUGCUGCAUGUCAGUUAUUUUGCACAGGUAGCUGUUGGCUGGAAAUUACUUUUCUAGCCAACAAUGCGGCGAACUUGGCGAAAUAGAAUCAAGAUUACUGAACUCAACGCCAAUUUGGUAUGUGUGCUUUGCGGAGGAUAUUACAUAGAUGCUACAACCAUCAUCGAAUGUUUACAUUCAUUUUGCAAGUCUUGCAUUGUCCGUUACCUGGAAGCAAAUAAAUAUUGCCCAAUAUGUGAUGUUCAGGUUCAUAAAACACGACCUCUUCAAAAUAUUCGCUCAGAUGCUACUUUACAGCAUUUGGUUUACAAAUUGGUGCCCGGAUUAUAUCAGAAUGAAAUGCUACGGCGUCGUCAGUUCUACAGUGUGCAUACAGAUUCAAAGCCAGAACUUCCUGAGCAGAGAGGUGAAAUAAAAAAUGACUCCAUUUUUUAUUCUCCUGAUGAAUAUGUGAAAAUAUCAUUGCAGUAUCACAGCACUUUUGACGGCGAGGGUAGCUGUGCAGAUUUACAGCCAGUGAAGCGUUACCUGAGGUGCCCAGCUGCAGUAACGGUGCGUCAUUUACAGAAGCUGAUAAGAGCAAAAUUUGGGCUAAGGGAAGAACAUAUCGUUGAAAUUUUGUACCUAAAUGAACCCCUUGAUGAAGAUUUUACACUGAUGGAUGUUGCUUAUAUCCAUAACUGGUGCAGAAAGGGCCUGAUGAAUUUGAGAUAUCGAAUUUUUGAAAGCUGUGCUAAGAGGUUGAAAAUAGAUUAUGGUCUGCAAGUAGAAAAAGAAGAUAGCAAAGAACUAGAUUUAGUUUGUGAUGAUGAACAAAAUGGUACCAAAGAUAAUUUGCAAAACAAAGAUGCGGAAUGUGAGUUUUCUUCUUUCAGCCAACCACCUAAUAAUUUGGUGGAAUGUGAGGACACUUCAAAUGGUGAUGUGCUGCAGAAAAGUGAUGUAUCCAGUUGGAAGGAAGUGCAGAUACAAAUAAGUGAAAGUGGUGUAAUGAGUAUCACAGAUAUCACUUCAGGCAACCAGGAGUUGUCAUUAGAAAACAUUGUGUCUACAUUGAAAACAAGUGAUGAUGUUUUGGUGAAUUCAGUUGAGGUUUUCUUCUCGGAAAGCUAUGGACCAGUGGUUAAUGGUUCAGGAGAUACUAAUAACCAGAGUGAUAAAAAUUUGUUGUGUAAAAGAGUUCCAGACAAUUCAGGUUCUUCAGAAAUAGGAUCUCUGGUUGACACAACAUUUGCAACUUCCAAUUUACUCCUCCCUGGCUUAGCAGAACCUCAGUAUCUUCAGAAAACCCUUGAUUUAAAGGAAGAUGUCAGUGAUAGAAAAGAGGUUACUAAGUUCUGUGAUUCACCAGUUAUAACAGAUAACAAAAAAUCAGAUGCUGGUGUAGGUCUUGUGUCACUUCCUGAAUCACAUUCCUCUCUGGACUACAACUAUAGCAUUGACAACUCAGUUUAUCAGGCUGUGCCACAUUCAGAAAGUUUUCACACGCACUGCUUAUUACAAAAAGAUACAUACUCUAAGCAGGAAAAGUCUAUUAAGGAUCAAAUUCUGAAGGGACAUGAGAAGCAAAAUUUUGCUACCCCCACAGUGAUGUGCAGCUCAAGAAGAAGUACAUAUGCAAAUUCUCCUGUUGGAUAUAAGACACUGAAAACUCCACCAAAAAGUUGGAAUCCUAGUCUUUCACGUCUUAGUUAUCUUUCCUCCAAGACGAAUUCUUUGUUUCAAGAAAGAAGUGACCCCAUUAAAAAAACAGAUUCCAUGAAUGCUACAUCACCAGAUGUCUUACAGUCUUCUCAGUGCUCAGAUAAGUUAUUGAAAGAAGUUGGUGGCAGUAACAAUACAACUGUAGCAAAACCACCACGCUUUUUUAAAAUGCGCAAUAUGCCUCGAUUUUUGGGAAAUCCAGCUUCUGGUGUUAAACGUAUGUUUCAGGUUGUGUCACCUGGUGGCCAGAAAAAUGAUGGUAUGAGAACCCCCUACUUGAGUCAGCUUCCAACUAAACAAAAUAACAUACAGCUUGUCAAAUUGAACAGCAAACCGCCAAAUCAGCCAUUUACAGGUAAAAAUGGUUCUCCUCCUUUCACUCUUUCACCAUCUACAAGGACUCAUGUAGAUUCGAACAAAUUUGUAAUGCCUGGCUUUUCUACUUAUCAGAAGAAUUUGCUACAGUAUUCUGAAUUUCAAAAUGUUUCUCCAAGAAGUGGAAUAGGUUCCAAAAAUAUAUCUCCAAGUGGAACUACCGAUAAACAAAUUAGUUCUGUGAGUGUACCAUGUGCAUCUGAAUCAGUGCCAACAAGUAUGUCUCUAUCAAAGACUCAGAACUCUCAUAUUUCACCCAAUGCAGUACAGCUGCUCUAUGGAAAUUUACCUCCAGUUUCAGCCCCAGUUGCUACUGUAUCAUCUCUCAUUCAGCUUAAUGAUGAUUUUCAUAUGCAGUCUCCUCCUUUAAAACAUUACAGUCCUCUUUCGUCACCUGUUGAUACCUUUGUUAAUCCACGACAUCAGCAGAGGCAAGGUGUUUCAACUUCCAUUGAAAAGGAACAACAAAAUCCAGCACUACAUGGUCAGACUCUUGCUGGAACAGUUGCGCUAGAGGGUCCCCCAGAGACAGAGCAACAACAGAAUAUAAACAAAGAUCUUUCAAUUGCUCACAAUAACAGUAAUGACAGUAAUAGUUGUAGAACUGUGCCAGCUUCCGAUCAGCAUAAACUUUCAGUGAGCAGGAUAAUUGGAACAGUGCAGCCAAAAUUUUCACCCCAAUCUUCUUCCUCAGAAGAUGAUAAGCAGGCAGCUAAAGUCAACACAGAUAGCACAAGAACAGCCCAAAAUUGUGCUGUCUGUGUUAUUGAGGAAACAUACGUUCCACAGGUUUCCAAUUCUACCACUGUUACUGCAGGGAGUGCAGAUACAAUUAACUAUCCUGGAUUAACAGGAAAGUUGCCAGUGUCAGAAAGUAGUUGUACUGAUUCUAAUUCAGAGACUAAUUUGAAAGGAAGGUGUGAUUCAGACCACAUUACUCUUGAUUUACAGUGUGAACAACCUCAAAAUUCAGACACUUCUUGCAGUGGCCUUAGUUCAGGACUUUGUGAUGGUGGUUUAAAAGGUACUGAGAAACCUGUGGAAGUAUUGACUACAAAUAAUAAUACAGAAUUUUUUAAUAAAGAAACUUAUGUACAUUGUGGUGAAAAGGAAAUUAUUCCAAGUGUAUAAUGUGUUUGUCAUUUUUAACAGUUUCUUAUGAACUGUGUUUUUACACAUUGUUGUGCAAUAGAAUGGUUUGUUUGUUUUUGUUACCAUUUUAAAAUUUUGCUGCGGGAUAUUCACAAGUCCAAGUAAUAUAAUUGUGAACACAGAUUGACCUUAUUGCAGAGUGUGUAUUGUACAAAUUAUGUUUUUAACAGGAAAUUUGUUGUUGAGAUUGGAAAUGAAAUUUUAAGAAAUUAUCAUAUUUAAAUUGUUGAGAGAGAAAAGAAACAAGCUAAUGUCUAAAAUGAUAAGAGAUUUAUAGCUCUUAUUGUCUAUUGUUAAUUAAUGAAUACAUAAGUUUGUUGUUUAUUUGAAAAUACUUUACUGAUGCUAAAGUAAAGAUGGUAAUUUUUUAAUAUUGUAUAUCUCAUUACAUUGUGUUCUGCUUCUAAUGAGUGAAGUUUAUAUAUUAACUUUAGCAGAAUAUUUUGUUUUAUGCAGUCAUUCUUAUUUUGAGUGCCUUGGAAACUGGAAUAGAACAUUCAUGUAUUACUCAACAAAGCAAAGUGUGGGCCUGGUCUUUACUUCUACUAUAGUGAUGUAUAAGUAAGAAGGCAGGUGCAUGAUGCAUUGUACUCAGUCAGAGACGGAGAACUCUUUGCAGCAUCACCAGUGUGUUGUCAGGCCUGGUGGUCUAGUGGUAAAAUGAAUAUCUGGAAACUGAAAGGUAACAGUUUCAAAUCCCAGCCAGAGUACAGAAUGUUUCAGUCUCCCUUGAACGUAGCCUUCACCUCUCAGUGAUACUAAGAUUUGCCACAAACAACAUGUUUCAGAUUCCCAAAUAAACUGUAGGUCCCCUUUUCCUGGUAGGCUUACUGAGGUAGAUUAGACACAUGCAGGUUGCUGAAUGUUGUCCAACUGAAAUACUUGCACCAGCCAUUGAUCUGAACAGAUUUUUUUUUUUUUUAUUAUUAUUAUUAUGAUUAUUAUUAUUGUUACUACUAGUAGUAGUAGUAGUAGUAGUAGUAGUGGU
Messenger RNA from Schistocerca americana (American grasshopper), 4616 nucleotides. RefSeq lists its product as uncharacterized. The record is from RefSeq and is a predicted model, not a curated record. NCBI's taxonomy places the organism in Eukaryota, Metazoa, Arthropoda, Insecta, Orthoptera, Acrididae. Gene Ontology annotation, cellular component: PRC1 complex. The transcript is spliced from 6 exons. Gene Ontology annotation, biological process: negative regulation of transcription by RNA polymerase II. Gene Ontology annotation, molecular function: promoter-specific chromatin binding. The coding region runs from base 461 to 3607 and encodes 1048 amino acids.